AUGUCUGCUGAUUUUUGGAGCUCUUCACAGAGAACGCGAUGGCAAUUGACCCGACUGAACUUGCUUGAGAGCAGAAGAAAGUUGAUGAUACUAGAGAAGAAGAUGAUUCAAAAUGGGUUUAUCAAGGAUUAUCCUAAUAUCAACUACGACUAUAACAUGAGGAUCUAUUUGCAUACGUUGUUGGUGAAGUUGGGAAGAAGAUUGAACAUCAGACAAGUGGCGUUGGCUAGCGCCGAAGUAUACUUGACCCGAUUUCUAACUCGAGUAUUAUUGAAGGAGAUAAAUGUUUAUUUAUUGGUAACUACGUGUAUUUACGUGGCGUGCAAGAUAGAGGAGUGUCCUCAGCAUAUUCGAUUGAUUAUAUCUGAAGCCAGAAAUCUCUGGCCAGAGUAUAUACCUCAUGAUAUAACUAAAUUAGCUGAAUUUGAAUUUUAUUUAAUUGAAGAAAUGGAGAGUUUUUUGUUUUUACAUCAUCCUUAUAAAUCUUUGAUGCAGAUAAGGUCUUUUUUAGAAGAAAACUAUAGUGUAUAUGGGUUCCGGUUGACUAAUGAUGAACUACAAAACUGUUGGUCUUUGAUUAACGAUAGCUACAUCACUGAUUUACAUUUACUAUUUCCUCCCCAUAUCAUAGCGGUUGCGUCGAUCUAUAUCACGGUGGUCUUGAAGAAAAAUUUGACAGCGCUAAGAGGUGGCACCAGCGGUGGUGCCAGCAGCGGCGGCGGCGCCGCCACUGGCGCCAUAAACUCCAGACAAGACGCCAGUAACACCAUGCAAAUCGAUGACUUGAUGGCAUUGGCAAACUCCAGCAACAAUCACCCGCAGACCACCAACUCUACAAUCAACCAGCCCAACACCCAGUCCCAGGAUGAGUUCGAUCCCUCCCACUUCCAGGAUAUCAAACUAGACGAAGACACCAUCAAAAUCAACAAGUUCAUGAACUUUCUCAGCCAUUCCCACAUUAACCUAGAUGAAGUCGUCGAGUCAAUGCAGGACAUGAUCAAUCUCUACGUGGUUUGGAAUAGAUAUAAUGAGAACAGUGUUCGUAAAGCUCUCCAGUAUAUGCUUCUAAACCGUUAGCCCUUCAAUACCCUCUGCUUAUAUAAUCUUACAAUACAAACGGCACGUCUUCCUCCUGAUUGUCUGCUCCUUGACAAGACCUUCAAUUCCUUGAUGAAAUCAACCGAUUUUCCUCCUCCAACGGUGAAAAUUGCACCAGUUUGAAUUUUUGUUUGGCUUUUUUUUUGUUUUGUUAGUUCCUGUGUCUUUGUUUUGUGAAUUGUUUCUCUCAAAAAG
Messenger RNA from Hyphopichia burtonii NRRL Y-1933, 1293 nucleotides. RefSeq names its product cyclin-dependent protein serine/threonine kinase regulator (gene SSN8). The transcript has 2 exons. Lineage: Eukaryota; Fungi; Ascomycota; Pichiomycetes; Serinales; Debaryomycetaceae. Gene Ontology annotation, cellular component: nucleus; mediator complex. The record is from RefSeq and is a predicted model, not a curated record. The coding region runs from base 1 to 1077 and encodes 358 amino acids. Gene Ontology annotation, biological process: positive regulation of transcription by RNA polymerase II. Gene Ontology annotation, molecular function: cyclin-dependent protein serine/threonine kinase regulator activity.